Phodopus roborovskii (desert hamster) is the source of this 1038-nucleotide messenger RNA. RefSeq names its product potassium two pore domain channel subfamily K member 15 (gene Kcnk15). Gene Ontology annotation, biological process: stabilization of membrane potential; potassium ion transmembrane transport. The record is from RefSeq and is a predicted model, not a curated record. Gene Ontology annotation, cellular component: membrane. Gene Ontology annotation, molecular function: potassium ion leak channel activity. The transcript is spliced from 2 exons. NCBI's taxonomy places the organism in Eukaryota, Metazoa, Chordata, Mammalia, Rodentia, Cricetidae. The coding region runs from base 6 to 1034 and encodes 342 amino acids.
CAGGGAUGGACCUGGCACCGUCGGGGUGCACGGACACCGCGACUCAGAGCCCUCGAGACGCGAUGAGGAAGCAGAGCGCGCGCACGGCGGCGCUCAUCCUGUGCAUCCUGUCCUACCUGCUGGUGGGUGCCGCGGUCUUUGAUGCGCUGGAGUCCGAGGCCGAGCGCAACCGGCAGCGGCUGCUGGCCCGGAAGCGCGGCGAGUUCCGCAGAAAGUACGGCUUCUCUGCCGACGACUACCGGGAGCUGGAGCGCUUGGCGCUGCAGGCUGAGCCGCACCGUGCCGGCCGCCAGUGGUGCUUUGCAGGCUCCUUCUACUUCGCCAUCACUGUCAUCACCACCAUCGGGUAUGGCCAUGCUGCGCCAGGCACGGACUCCGGUAAGGUCUUCUGCAUGUUCUAUGCACUCCUGGGCAUCCCCCUAACGCUGGUCACCUUCCAGAGCCUGGGGGAGCGUCUAAACGCACUGGUGAGGUGUCUGCUGCUGGCGGCCAAGCGCUGCCUGGGUCUGCAGCGGCCGCACGUGUCUGCAGAGAACAUGGUGGUGGCAGGGCUGCUGCUAUGCGCAGCCACUCUGGCCCUGGGCGCUGCUGCCUUUGCUCACUUCGAGGGCUGGACCUUCUUCCACGCCUACUACUACUGUUUCAUUACCCUCACCACUAUCGGCUUCGGAGACUUCGUGGCGCUGCAGAGAGACGAGGCGCUGCAGAGGAAGCCACCCUAUGUGGCCUUCAGCUUCCUCUACAUCCUUCUUGGGCUCACCGUCAUCGGCGCCUUCCUCAACCUGGUGGUCCUGCGCUUCCUGGCUAGCGCUGACGCCCCUGAGCGCUCAGCCCGCCGCGCCAGCGCAUUUCGCAAGGGGGCGCUCGAGAGCCGAAUCAGCCGGGCGGCCUCCACCUGCAUCUCUCUUCGCAUCAGUCAGCUGGAGACCUGGGCACGUGACAACCCAGCCUUCUCGCCUCCCUUGAGUCCAGAGGCCCUGCCCUACUGUCACAGCAGCCCAGACAGACGCCGAACGCGGAGGAAGUCCAUCUGACAAU